Messenger RNA from Podarcis raffonei (Aeolian wall lizard), 4101 nucleotides. It is a transcript of the gene CAPN10, whose product is annotated as calpain 10. The record is from RefSeq and is a predicted model, not a curated record. The transcript has 14 exons. Gene Ontology annotation, biological process: proteolysis. Gene Ontology annotation, molecular function: calcium-dependent cysteine-type endopeptidase activity. The coding region runs from base 285 to 2309 and encodes 674 amino acids. NCBI's taxonomy places the organism in Eukaryota, Metazoa, Chordata, Lepidosauria, Squamata, Lacertidae. Gene Ontology annotation, cellular component: cytoplasm.
CACGGGGGUUUGUGUGUGUGUUUUUUGCACCGGGAACAACGGGGUUUUGCCAUUGGUCGUGGCUGCAUCGUGUGCUUCGGACCUUCCUUUGGGUUGGCUGGAGAAAGGAGAUCUCCGCUGCGAUCUGGCUGAAAGACCCAGCUUGUGGGUUCUUUAGGACGUAUCCGGGGUUUCUGAAUGAAGACUAUUGCAGGUAAAAGGGAAGGAAACAGAGAGCAGGCAUGGUUUAAAUUGGAGUCCUGCAGCCUCUGACGUUGAUGCAAAUAUUUGCUGUUUCAUAGAAGAUGCUGGGAGACCGGGAGCCGUCGGAUCUCAAGGGAGAUCUUUACAAGGACCUCGCAUUUCCGGCUAAUGACGACUCUCUCUUUUUUAACUACUCAACUCCUCUGGCUCAUUUCAGGGGGGAGAUUUGUUGGCUGAGACCUCAGGAGAUUUGUUCUACACCUCGAUUAUUUUCCGACAAUCAAUAUGAGUGGCAAGUCAAGCAAGGGAUGCUGGGAGACUGCUGGUUCCUGUGUGCCUGUGCCGCUUUGCAGAAGAGUAAAUACUUGUUGGCCAAGGUGAUACCUCCGGGUCAGCCCAGCUGGAGAGAUGAGAAAUACAGAGGCUGUUUCACUUGCCGGGUCUGGCAAUUUGGGCACUGGGUGGAGGUGACCAUAGACGACCGCCUGCCUUGCCUGGGGGGCAAACUCUGCUUCUCGCAGUGCCAGACAGAAGAUGUGUUUUGGCUCCCUCUGCUGGAAAAGGCCUAUGCCAAGGUGCAUGGAUCUUAUGAACAGCUCUGGGCAGGCCAGGUUGCUGACGCUCUCGUGGAUCUGACAGGAGGCCUAGCGGAGAGGUGGUCCCUAAAAGACCCAGGCCGGAGCACAGAAAGGGAGAGGGCAGGCAAAGUUUUGGAGAAGGCGGUAUUUAGGAGACUGAUGAACUUGAAAGAGAAAUGCGUGAUGAGCUGCUCCGUCUUCAGCUCACGGCAAGGUACCAGCGAACUGGGGGAGUUCCAUGCCUUCAUCGUUGUGGACAUGCAGGACCUCUCCAAAGUGUCCCGGAAGGAGAUCAUCCUGCUGCGGAUCCGUAACCCCUGGGGAAGGCGUUGCUGGAAAGGGCCCUGGAGGGAGGGUGGUCCAGGUUGGAGCCAACUGGACCCUGUGGUUGCUGCAGAGCUGUUGUCCCAGAUCCAGGAAGGAGAAUUUUGGGUCGAAGAGGAGGAGUUCUUUGCGGAAUUUGAUGAGAUCAUAACCGGGUACCCGAUUACUGAAGAAGGACAGCUUCAGAGCCUUUACACCGACAGAGUGCUGAGCCACACGCAGAAGCUGUACGGGUCCUGGGUGAGGGGCCAGUCCGCAGGCGGUUGCCGCAACAACAGCACCUUCCCCAUGAACCCCAAGUUCUGGCUGAGGGUCUUUGAGCAGAGCGAGGUGUGCAUUGCCCUCCUGCAGAAACACCGCAAGCACAGCACCGACUGGGCGGGCAGGAUCCGCAACUGGCCCCGCUUAGUGGAAGCAGAUCCCGCUUUAAACGAUGGCAUCCGAGGCAAAAAUUACCACGCGGUGGGACUCCACAUAUGGAAGGUCGAAAAGAAACAGUUCAGCCUCCCAAAGACGCUCUCUGCUCCUCCAGUUUCCAGCACCGUUUGCCACUCCUACAACCGAGAGGUGCACCUGCAUUGUGACCUCCCUCCUGGCUAUUACCUGGUCAUCCCCAGCACCUUCCUGAACGAUGCUGAGGGCAACUUCCUGCUUCGGGUCUUCUCCAGCGGAAGAAUCUCCCUCAGCGAGAUAAAACUCCCGUCGCCCGACAACGCCAUCCGCGAAGAGCUCCCGGGGGGCGAGUGGGACACAGCCCGGCUGGAGGGUUGCUGGAGGAAAGGGCAGAACGCCGGGGGCAGCCGCAACUUCCCUUCCUUCCACACCAACCCCUGCUUCCCUUUCUCCGUCCCCACAGGCGUGGGGCAGAGCAGCAUCAAGAUUGCCCUCCGCCAGCACUGCCCAGAUAACAAGUGCCGCCCAGUAGGGUUUCACAUCUUCCAGGUCCCCAGCGACAACAACAACGUGAAAAUGCCUUCGUCUUCCUUCCUGCACUUGGAGCCGGUGGUUAGUUGUGUGCCCCAUUGCUACUCGCAGGAAGUCAGCCAGCUGUGCCGCCUCUCUUCAGGGAAUUACGCCAUUGUUCCUUCUACGUAUUUGCCAGAUACAGAAGGCAGCUUCACGGUGAUUGUAGCUACCAAAAUAGACAGGAAGAGCAUUCGGAGCAAGGAGACCUUGGGGCAAAGGCUGCAAGAGGUCUCCUUCAAAGCUGUGAUGAAAAUGUAAUUUGGAAUUGGCAUACCCAGCGAGGGAGGAAGUGGCGGGCGCCUUGGGAAGGGCAACGCUGUUUUUGCUUUAACCUGACGGAUGUUGGGCCCAACUGGGUUUUUCCCCCAGGCAGAGUCGCAUCUGGUCCUCUUAGUCACCCUCUCUUUAAAAUCAAACGGAACGAAAUCUCACCUCCAAUUCCUCUUCUGUUUGUUUGUUUCAAAUACCCCCGUAUGAACUGUGUCGAGAUCCCUGGACUUUGCUCGGUGUAUUUCGUCCAGUGCCCUCUAAAUAUCGGCGGAAAGGCACCGCUGUGCAUGUGCUGUGUUCAAAUCUGUUCUGAUUCUGUGGUGGUGAGACUUUUGCCCUCUGUGCGUGUGUGUAUGUGUGUGUGUUCAUAGUGGAAGUCGGUUUCUCGGAGACAAAACCGUUAACCAAGUAAGCUUUGGAAACAGAUAGCAGAGAAAGGAAGGCCAGGAGGAAGCAGACAGGAAAUGCUACCAUCCUUUCAGGAAGGAAGUUUUUAAAAAGUUGGCGAUUGCAGCCAGCGAUGCUUUCCACAUAUGCAAGCCGCCACUCGCAGCUGGGUGCAGCGUCUUAGGUGCUUGACAAUCCCACACUCCUCCCCCCACUGUACUGGCUGCUCCAAACGAGGUGUAAAUGCAGGAGAUGGCUCACAUUAUUUUAUUUGAGGCAUUUCUAUCUUGCUCUCCACUGAAACGCGCAAGACAAAAAAUAAAACCAGAUUUAUAUAAUAAUAAUAAUUAAUAAUAUAUGGAACCAGUAUCGCCUCGAGACAAUAACCGUGAACGGGUCCAGUGAGUGAGCAGUCUGCCUGUCUCCACCUGUGAACAGUUAACCGAAGGGUGAAAAAAAUACGUUUCUAAACCUAUUUGUCUUCAGCCCACGAAGGCAGGUUGGCUGUUGGGCAGACUUGCUCAAAACUGCUUGGGAAAACCAUCCCUUAGCAAACCUCUCAUCUUAUCCCUUAGUGGCUUAGUCCUUCACGGUCAAGACUCCCCCUCAGAAAAUGAGUAUCGCAUGGAAGGCAAUAAGAGGACCGGACUCAGGAGGUAUAACAGCUCUGUCUAAACUGGAUUCCUCUCCCAGCUCCAUAGAAUAGAGUUGUAAGGGACCCCGAGGGUCAUCUAGCCCAACCCCGUGCUUCUGUUCCUGCCUCAUUGGAUUCCCAUUCCUUUUUCUCAAUUUCCCACUGCGCUCUUCCACCGCACUCCAACGUUCAUUUUUUCAGGCCCUCCGCCUCCUGAUUUCGGUGAUUCCCUCCACUUGAUCAUCUCUACCUUGGCCAGGAUCUGGUGAGGCAUGAAGGAAAAACCUCCCAAUAAUCCUGGCUGGAAUUUCCUGCCUUAGUUAGCCGCAUAGGUGAGCCUUUUGGUGGGCCUGAUCUUGCAGCAGCUGAGAUGCAGUUGCCCAGAACGUCUUAUUUAUUUAUUUAAGUUAUUUAAACAGUUUUGUUUAUCUGCUUGGGGAGAUUCUAAGGAGCUUCUUUCAGGAGAAUGUGAGCUGGAGAAGCGAGAAUAAUCCCCUUUGUAAUAAGGCAUUGGUUUGAAACUGUUUACUGGGAGGAAAUCGCACGUGACGGAUUUAAGAAGAGCUAUAAUUUUAAAAUUAUUAGUUGGGGAGAGUUAUGCCUCUAUAGUUCAAACUGAUCUUUUUCCACAUUUCCUUGGAAAGCAUUUCUUAAGUGAGAUUUUAAAAUAUUGUAUUUUUUUUUAACAAAUGAGGUCGUCGGUGAAAUGUCUUUUGAAAAUAAUAUAUUAAAAUGUUAAAUGGCAUUCCGUUCACACGA